CCCGUCGAGGCAGAAACGUCUAGCUCUGCGUCUUGCUCCAUUGAUGUGGUCAGUACUAUAAAUACCAGACAGACUAUCGAUGAUUUAGGACACCUAAAUUCAGGUCCUAUUCAGCCAAAAAUGAAGUUUCCUUUGAGCAAGUUUGGAGUGCAAAACCGGAGCUUCAGUGAAUCAUACUAUAACAAAUUUGAAUGGGUUGAAUAUAGUGUUUCUGAAGAUGCCAUAUUUUGUUAUGCAUGCCGAAUUUUUGGGACAGGCUCAGUAGAACCUUCAUUUACAUCAAUAGGAUUCAGAAAUUGGAAAAAAGUAAGUAUUUUAUAAAAUAUUAUUUAGUCAUAUUUUUAUGCAAAU
This is a messenger RNA of Myzus persicae (green peach aphid), 351 nucleotides long. Its product is annotated as zinc finger MYM-type protein 5-like. The record is from RefSeq and is a predicted model, not a curated record. The transcript has 2 exons. Lineage: Eukaryota; Metazoa; Arthropoda; Insecta; Hemiptera; Aphididae. The coding region runs from base 121 to 321 and encodes 66 amino acids.